AUGGCAGCUCCUCCCCCGGCAGCCCAGCCUCUCGUGGGUAGCUAUGCAAACCCAUGCUUACUGGAAGCAGACCUCAUCAAGUUCUUCCAACAGACAACGGCCACUCGCUCGGAUUGCGACGCUGUAGCAAGAGAGCUGUCGGGAGGAGAUCUGUACCCAGUCGAGAUCCAGGGCGUCUGCAGUUAUACCGUCUACGCAGGACGCCAGUUUGAAUAUGUCGUCCAGUUUCGGCUGAAGUCGUUACAACUUCGCAUGGAAACCGCUCGACUGGCAAAGGAACUCUAUGGCUCGCUAGCGCCAGACGUCACCUUCAAAGGGGUCAUUGGGACGGAAGAAGACGGGAAAGAACCACUCUUCGUCUAUUUCAUGACCCGAGUGACUGGUAUAACAUACCUGCACUUUUUAUUGUUAAACGGCAUGCCGUGGCAUUCACCGCAGGCUGUAGCAUGGCGAAGGACCCUCAUCACAGAUGUGGCACGGUUCUUCGCACUUACAUGGAAACAGCCACAGCCGACUGAGGCAGCUUACCGAGAUCAGCUGCGUCAGAAGUACCUCAGAGAGCUGCACAUGCUUCUCUCGGCCUUGCCAGAGCGCUUUCACGACAUCGUUCGGCAUUGUAUUGACUCCAUAGACGCGGUAUUCUCUUUACCGAUGGUGCUUCCGCACCAGGACUUUCGACAGGGGAAUAUCAUUGUUGACGAACUGACGUGCAAUCUAUCGGGUGUCGUCGACUGGGCCGAUACCAGGAUUUGUCCGUUCGGCUUGAACCUGCACCAUCUCGAAGCCAUCACGGGGAAGCUGCAUAGAAAGUAUGGCUGGGUGCGUUUCAGAGACUACGAUGAUCUCCAGACUGCCUUCUGGUAUACCUUUCAACAAGAGGUGGGAGCCUUGAGUCAAAAUACCAUGGCGGCCUUGAGCUCCGCCAGAGUCAUGGGCUUUUUGCUGAGCGAAGGCUUCACUGGUCGACUAGCCAACCAGCCGGAGCCUAUGCCUAUACGUGACGACGCCAAAGGACGCGAAAGUAUAAUCACCCUGGAGUCAGUCCUGUUCCGCUGA
Messenger RNA from Exophiala dermatitidis NIH/UT8656, 1056 nucleotides. RefSeq lists its product as uncharacterized. The record is from RefSeq and is a predicted model, not a curated record. Bases 1 to 1056 code for a protein of 351 amino acids. Lineage: Eukaryota; Fungi; Ascomycota; Eurotiomycetes; Chaetothyriales; Herpotrichiellaceae. The transcript is spliced from 2 exons.